CACAGCGGAGACAACAUCGAAACCCAUUCUGUACCAGAGUCGUGAUAACGGAAUUUAAUACAUUUGACCUAAUACGCCUGGAUUUCACUGUGGAACAUGGAUCUCCUAAACUGCUCCUCAGUGGAACUGUCAGAUGCUGUUGCUGGUCGACUCGGCCUCGGCAAGGUGCUACUCUCCCUCAUGCUCUCUGUCCUGGCUGUGGCCACCACCAUCAUCAACUCCCUGGUGAUCACCGCCAUCUUGGUCACCCGCAAGCUGCGCCAGCCAGCGAACUACCUGAUCUGCUCACUGGCCGUGACCGACCUCCUGGUGGCCGUGCUGGUGAUGCCGGUCAGCAUCGUGUACAUCGCAGAGGAGGCGUGGGUGCUGGGCCCCACUGUUUGCCACCUGUGGCUGGGCCUGGACGUCACCUGCUGCACCUGCUCCAUUCUGCACCUGGCAGCGAUCGCCCAUGACCGCUAUCGCGCCAUCACGGACGCCGUGGCCUACUCGCGCAAGCGCACAUCCCACCGUGCCGCCGCCACUGUGGCCGCGCUGUGGGUGCUCUCCGUGCUCGUUUCGCUCCCCCCCCUUGUGUGGAGGAGGCUCCCCGAAUCGAGCAGCGAAGGCGGGGCUGACGCGGUCACCGAGUGCCUGAUUGAGCACGACCAUGUGGCCUUCACCGUCUAUUCCACGUUUGGUGCUUUCUACAUCCCGCUCACCCUCAUCCUGGUGCUCUACUACAGGAUCUACCGGGCAGCGCAGAUGCUCCGCAACCGGCGAGGGAGCAGCCGGCUGGUCCAUCAGACGGUCAGCAGCGUCAUGCUAGCCAGCGGGAACACUGACAAGGUUGCCCCGCUCAGCCCGGACACGCUCAGCCCCGUGGAGAAGUCCUUCUCUGAACCGUCCGUGGACGGAGACCGCUUCAAGAUCACGCCCACUACGGGGAGGCUGAUCAGGGCCCGGCGGGCCCCCGGGGUCCGGGAGAGGCGGGCAGCCCUCACGUUGGGCCUCAUCCUCGGAGCGUUUGUCGUGUGCUGGCUGCCGUUCUUCCUGAAGGAGGUCAUUGUGAACACCUGCCCCUACUGCAGUGCCUCGGCUGUGCUCGUGGACUUCCUUACCUGGCUUGGAUACCUCAAUUCCCUUAUCAACCCACUUAUAUACACCAUCUUCAAUGAAGACUUCAAAAAAGCUUUCCAGAAACUCCUGCCCCUCUGUUGCAUCCACUACCAGUGAAGAACACAGAACUGUUCUUUUGGAACUCUGGAUGACAUAAAUAUAUUACAGUAAUGCAAUCCUCGAGACUUUUUGACAAUUGUACAAAUGUAUAUGUAAGGUUUUAUUUUUUAAAUUGGACUGAUUGGGGAGAGAAAUAAAAAUGGAAUUUCCCAGCUCAGACUAUUUAAAGAAUAGCCAGCACUGAGGAUGCAGACAAACAGGGGAAAAAAACCCCCACAAUAUAUGUCAAUAUUAAGGAGUGAGGCUGGCUUUUGUCUUCAGAAGAGUUUCAGCCCUUCUUACAAUGUCGAUAUACAUAUUCUGAAUAAUUACUUUGGAAAAAAUUUAACCAUUCUGUGAGAAAAUAGUCUCUCCAUCAUGUUUGACAGUUGGGAAUGAAAUGUAGGUCAAAGGCUUCUACAAGCUUUUCAAAAACAUUAAGGCCCACUGCAUAUGUAUUUUUGUGCAUAUAUUGCUGUGAUUACAUCACAGUAGCUGUACCAUCUUCAGUACUAUGACCACUGAUGGUCAUGACUUCAGAAGGAAUGGACCAACAAAGAGUCACAAUACUUUGAUGGUUUCUGAGGCCAUUUUUAUUUAUCAUGUGCAAGUGUCCAUCUCUGUCAGCAAGCCUCAACUUGCAAGCCCUUGAAGCAGAGUUUCUAGGUUUGGUAUGUAGUGUUGCAAUUGUAGCACUAUUGUGAUACCAUUUCUAGCUAAAAUAGAUGCAAUUGGGCCUGCCCCAGAUAUUCAACCAUGUUAAACAUUCUUGCAAAAC
This is a messenger RNA of Electrophorus electricus (electric eel), 1975 nucleotides long. RefSeq names its product 5-hydroxytryptamine (serotonin) receptor 1Fb (gene htr1fb). NCBI's taxonomy places the organism in Eukaryota, Metazoa, Chordata, Actinopteri, Gymnotiformes, Gymnotidae. Gene Ontology annotation, molecular function: G protein-coupled serotonin receptor activity. The record is from RefSeq and is a predicted model, not a curated record. Gene Ontology annotation, biological process: positive regulation of MAPK cascade; adenylate cyclase-activating adrenergic receptor signaling pathway. Gene Ontology annotation, cellular component: plasma membrane.